Molecule: messenger RNA, 706 nt
Organism: Gossypium raimondii (Peruvian cotton)
Lineage: Eukaryota; Viridiplantae; Streptophyta; Magnoliopsida; Malvales; Malvaceae
Exons: 1
Coding region: 148-621 (157 amino acids)
Source: RefSeq, a predicted model, not a curated record
GGCCCAAAUCUAUUUUCAAAAGCCUGUAUUGCUCUGCUCUCCAUCCUUCUGAAAUUUUCUGUUAUUAAAUUGCGAAAUUCAGCAAGAAGCCAAAAUCUCCCGUUUCUCCCACAAUCGAAAACCAACUCUAUUUCCCGGCAACCGGCGAUGAACAUCUCUCUGUUUCAGUUUUCCCCGAAUUGCCUCCCACAGGUUGGGAAGUUCCGAAACCAUCCUUCCAUCUCCAACAACAGACCCAACACUAAGAUUCCAUGCACCAAAAAGAAGCUCAGCGAUUCAGCCCUGGCUUUAGAUUUGGCAAUCAAUGUGCAAAAGAUUAACACCCAUUUGGAGCAAAAAGAGAAAGCCAUGAAGAAAAGCAAAGAGUUGCUGUUCACAGAGUUGUGCCAGUAUUUGUCAUUGAAAGAAGAGGAAAUGAACAGGAAAUGGAGAAAGAUGAGAGAAGAGGAGAAAUGGAUUUUGAUUAACAAGUUCGUUGAUGAAUGGGGUGUUCAUUUUCAUCCUUUAUCUGCUAGAUCAGUUAAGGAAAUGGUGGAUGAAUAUUUGCAAGAUGAUAACAAGUCUGAUCCACCUAUGUUUCCUGGUUUGAAGAGAAUGCUAGGGAUGUCAAAAGAUGCUUAAUUUGCUUAACAUACUUGUAAUAAGUAAUAAGCUGCUUGUUUAAUUUAGAAUUUCUUCAGUUUUAGUUAAAUGUUUGUUCUUUUUA